GUUGGUAUCCUUUGUUAUCUUCUCAAUUUUUUUCACUUUUAAUACCAUAACCCUACCUUUUAAAUUUCAUUUUUAACUUUGUUCUGAUUUAUGCUCUUAUGCUAUGAUAUCUUUUUUAUUACCGUGUUUUCCCCAAAAUAAGACAUCCCCUGAUAAUAAGCCCAAUCAGGCUUUUGAGUGCAUGGCAAUAAGGCCAAGCAUUUAUUUCAGGGUUCAAAAAAAUAUAACACAGGGUCUUAUUUUUGGGGAAAUACGGUAUUAUAAGCUGCCCAGAGUCACAGGUGAGAUGGGCAGCAUAGAGAUGUAAUGAAUAAGUAAAUAAAUAAUAUGUAUCUAACUAUCUCUGAGUGUGUCCUUUCAGCUCACAUAUGGAUCAUUUCCUAUGCAAAGAAGCAAUAUGGUAGAGACAUCUUCCUUUUACCACACGGUCUCCAAUGAAGGUCAUCAAUAUACAGGCAUUAUCUAUUUACUUAAACAUUUUGGGUGGAUCUGGGUUGGACUUUUAGCUGGAGACGACGAAAGCGGAGAACGUUUCUUGAAAAAGCUGGAGUCGUUAUUUCUCCAGCAUAAAAUUUGUUCAGCCUUUGUUCAAAGAAUGCCAGUUGACAGCCGAUUCCCUGAACUCGAUGAACUGAACACCAUUUCUGCAAAUACGAAUGAGUUCUACUCAGAUCCGAAAGUUAAUGCCCUUGUUGUCUAUGGUGAGACUCUAACUGUAAUGUGGCUAAGCACUGCGUUGUUUUUCGCCGGUGUUAACUAUACCGAAAAGGUGUGGAUUAUGACAGGCCAGAUUGACUUUGCUUCAACCGUCAUUUCAAGGGAUUGGAAAUACGAGAUAUUCCAAGGUACCCUUAUUUUUGCGAUCCACUCCAAUGAGCACGAAGAGUUUCAGAUCUACCUUCAGAAUAUAAAACCAGCCAAGACACACCUUGAUGAUUUUUUCAAGGAAUUCUGGGCACAAGCCUUUGGUUGCUCUAUUCCGGAUCCUAAGGACCCAACAGAAUCUCACAAAUUUUGUAGUGGGACAGAAUCCUUGAGGGAUCUUCCAGGGAUUCUGUUUGAGAUGGUCAUGACUGGCCAUAGCUACAGCAUCUACAAUGCAGUCUUUGCUGUGGCCCACGCUUUACACAACCUGGAUUUAUCUAGACCAAAACAUAAAGCAGUCAGGAUGACAAGACCUCUUGAAGAGAUAAACCCUUGGCAGCUCCACCACUUCCUUCAGACCCUUUCAUUGAACAACACAGAUGGAGAAACGGUGUCCUUUAAUGAGAAUAAGGAGAUGGGAUCCGGAUUUGAUAUAAUAAACCUCCUUAUUUUCUCUAAUAACUCUUUUCAUAAAGUAAAGGUUGGAAGGAUCGGGACCAAGGAUUCUCAAGGAAAGCAAUUCAUCAUUGAGGACAACAAGAUUAAAUGGCAUGGCAGCGCUAACAAAAUCCAUCCCCUUUCCUUGUGUAAUCCUUACUGCCAGCCUGGUUAUCAAAAGGAAAAAAAAGAAGGAGAGCAAUUUUGCUGCUAUGAUUGCGUUCGGUGUCCAGAAGGGAAGAUUUCCAAUGAAAGAGAUACAGAAGAUUGCUUCAAAUGUCCAUCUGAUCAGUAUCCAAACCAGGAACACGACAAAUGUUUCCCCAAAAUGAUAGUUUUUCUGUCUUAUGAAGAACCUUUGGGCAUCUCCUUAGCCGCGAGUGCCAUCUUCUUCUUCUCAGUCACCGUUUUGGUAUUAAAAAUAUUCCACCUGCACAAAGAUAGUCCCAUAGUCAAAGCCAACAAUCGGGACCUCACCUAUGCACUCCUUAUCUCUCUUUUGCUCUGCUUCCUCUCACCUUUCCUAUUUAUUGGUAAGCCCGGGAUGAUGACCUGUUUCCUUCGGCAACCAGCCUUUGGUGUCAUCUUCUCACUGGCUGUUUCCUGUGUCUUAGCUAAAACCAUCACUGUGGUGGUAGCUUUUAUGGCUACCAAGCCAGGAUCCGGUAUGAGGAAGUGGAUGGGAAAGAGGCUUACAUGUCUCAUUGUCUUUUCCAGCUCUUCCAUCCCAGUUGGCAUGUGUGCUAUAUGGCUAACAAUCUCUCCCCCAUUCCCCAAUUUGGACAUGGACACACUGACCACUGAGAUAGUAGCUGAGUGUAAGGAAGGUUCCGUCGCUAUGUUUUAUCUUGUCUUGGGCUACAUGGGACUUCUGUCCAUCAUCAGCUUCAGUGUUGCUUUUCUAGCUAGGAAGUUGCCAGAUAGUUUCAACGAAGCCAAAUUCAUCACCUUCAGCAUGCUGGUAUUCACCAGUGUUUGGUUGUCCUUUGUUCCAACCUACCUGAGUACCAAGGGAAAAUAUAUGGUAGCUGUGGAGAUCUUCUCCAUCUUGGCCUCAAGCGCUGGGCUUUUGGGAUGCAUAUUUUUCCCCAAAUGUUUCAUAAUUGUGCUGAGGCCUGAACUGAACAACAAGGAGCACCUCAUGAGAAGAAAGCAGAUGCAAAAAUAAUGCACAAUGGAUACCUCUUUUGGGACAGAUACAAUGGAUUUUAUGUAUCUGCUGAUGAAAUAAUACAUUCAGGUUUAAUUUAUUUUUCAAUUUACUUGUUCAUCCCAACCCUCAGCAGAAAAUUACAGUGAGGAUGCUCAAAAGGCAUGUAAAUGAAAGAUGAAGAAUAAAUUUGUGAUUUUCACAAUAUGGAUGCUGUUGAAAUAUAUCUCACAUUCGUUCACGUAUGCUUUUACUGUUUUCUAUUAAAUAAUGCUAUUUUUAUCGUUCUUUUCA
Molecule: messenger RNA, 2746 nt
Organism: Pantherophis guttatus
Lineage: Eukaryota; Metazoa; Chordata; Lepidosauria; Squamata; Colubridae
Product: vomeronasal type-2 receptor 26-like
Biological process (GO): G protein-coupled receptor signaling pathway
Cellular component (GO): plasma membrane
Molecular function (GO): G protein-coupled receptor activity
Source: RefSeq, a predicted model, not a curated record